AACAGCGUAAGGUGUUGACAGGGCGAAGCGGAAGUCGAGCAAGGCGCGAGUGAGUUCUAGAGUAGCUAGCAAGCACACGCUAGCUUGCGCGCACCGAGGAUCAGGAUGUCGGGAGCGCAGGGCGCGCACCCGGUCGGCCGGACGACGCCGACGACGUACGAGUCGGUGGGCGGCGGGGAGAACCGCACGCGCACGGACCUGCGGUCGCGGGAGGACCAGGGCGCCAUCCAGAUCGAGAAGGUGCAGGACAAGGUCGACGACGCCGCGGGGCGUGGAGUGGAUCAAGGGACCUUCGGCGCCAAGAAGGAGGGCCGCAACGCCGACGCCGACGCCGGGGCCACGGGCACCGGCACCGGCGCGUGACCGGGGUGCCAUGGAUCGUGCACUUUGCUGUACAACGGUGUGUGCGCGCGCGCACGCGCGCGAUAGCUGUACGCUUGCUCUGUUUACGAGGGUGUGAGGCCUUUCUGUGUAAUAUGCAACCAGUGCUUGUGCAAGAUGGCAAUAACUGAUAUAACAUGUUAGUGGACCGUCUGGUUUGAGCUCUA
Molecule: messenger RNA, 548 nt
Organism: Setaria italica (foxtail millet)
Lineage: Eukaryota; Viridiplantae; Streptophyta; Magnoliopsida; Poales; Poaceae
Exons: 1
Coding region: 106-363 (85 amino acids)
Source: RefSeq, a predicted model, not a curated record